ACCACGCCCCUCGCUGGAGCCCAGUGUAAAGAUGGCGUCCAUCAUGGAGGGCCCACUAAGCAAGUGGACUAACGUCAUGAAAGGUUGGCAGUACCGCUGGUUUGUUUUGGACUACAAUGCCGGCUUACUCUCAUACUACACGUCAAAAGACAAGAUGAUGCGAGGAUCCAGAAGAGGCUGUGUGAGACUGCGGGGAGCUGUGAUUGGCAUUGAUGACGAGGACGACAGCACAUUCACCAUCACUGUGGACCAGAAGACUUUCCAUUUCCAGGCCCGAGAUGCAGAUGAGAGAGAAAAGUGGAUACAUGCCUUAGAGGGAACAAUCCUUCGUCACACCCUCCAACUCAGAGAAGCAGAGACUGGACUUGUUCCAAGUGUCCAAGACUUUGACAAGAAACUUACUGAAGCUGAUGCCUAUCUACAGAUUCUGAUUGACCAACUAAAGCUGUUUGAUGAGAAGAUCAAGGAUUGCAAAGAGGAUGAAUCACGCAGAAAAAUUGAAACUUUGAAAGAAACCACUUGUAGUAUGGUAGAGUCCAUCAAGCACUGCAUUGUACUGCUGCAAAUCGCAAAGGACCAAAGUAACGAUCAGCAACACGCAAAUGGAAUGAUAAGCACCAUCAACCCAGUAGAUGGAAUCUACCAACCCCCUCUGGACACUCCUGUAGUCAACACCACAAUGCCAACACAGACUACAUUACCCACAGAUGCUUCUCAGGUGUGUAAAUCGGACCAACGACCAUCCACAUUACCUGUCGGGCCCGUUGUGACGGUAAUGGGCAGUCUGCAUACCCCAACUCCCAACAGCACAGGGAGUGGUCCAUCAGGCCCCAGCAGCAGCAUCGCCUCUCCAGCUCACAUGCCCCUCCCUUCACACUCGGUGCCAGAUUUCUCCUAUUCCUCCAGUGAAGACGAGUUCUAUGAUGCUGACGAGUUCUACCAGAAUACCACUUCCCCCAAACACUGCAUAGAUCCCUCAGGGCCCCCAGCUGCCUCACCUUUCACGAAUGAAGAAGCAACAUUAAAACGACCAGACACCACAGAGUCUCUCAACUCAUCCAUGUCGAACGGCACCACAGAUGCAGAACAAUUUGAUAGCCAUGAUGACCGUGAUGAUGACGGUGAGGGAGAGUCUGUAGAGGAGCACAAGAGCAUCAUCAUGCAUCUGCUUUCCCAAGUCCGUCUAGGAAUGGACCUCACGAAGGUGGUCCUCCCAACGUUCAUCCUAGAAAGAAGAUCUUUGUUAGAAAUGUAUGCAGAUUUUUUUGCACAUCCCGACUUAUUUGUCAGUAUUGCCGAGCAGCCGGAGCCUAAGGAUCGCAUGGUUCAGGUGGUAAAAUGGUACCUUUCAGCAUUCCAUGCAGGGAGGAAAGGCUCUGUGGCCAAAAAACCUUACAACCCCAUCCUGGGAGAAGUUUUCUUCUGCCACUGGGAUCUGCCAAGUGAGUCAGAGGAUUCUUCCCUGCACACGGAGACGGUAUCAGAUGGGCCAGUUCCGUGGUCAUCGCCCAACAAUGUGUGUUUUGUGGCAGAGCAGGUCUCGCACCACCCACCUAUUUCUGCAUUCUACGCAGAGUGUUCAAGUAAAAAGAUCCAGUUCAAUGCACACAUCUGGACUAAGUCAAAGUUCCUCGGCAUGUCCAUAGGUGUCCACAACAUUGGACAAGGCUGCGUGUCAUGUUUGGAGUAUGAUGAACAUUACAUCCUCACGUUCCCUAAUGGAUAUGGCAGGUCGAUCCUGACCGUGCCGUGGGUGGAGCUGGGUGGCGAGUGCAACAUCUCCUGCUCGAAGUCGGGUUAUAGUGCUAACAUCGUGUUUCACACCAAACCUUUUUAUGGAGGAAAGAAGCACAGAAUCACUGCCGAGAUUUUUUCUCCAAAUGAUAAGAAGUCUUUCUGUUCCAUUGAAGGGGAAUGGAAUGGAGUAAUGUUUGCAAAGUGGGCAACAGGCGAGAACACACUGUUCAUAGAUACAAAGAAGAUGGGCAUCAUUAAAAAGAAGGUGAGGAAGCUGGAAGACCAGUUGGAGUACGAGUCCCGCAGAUUGUGGAAAGACGUGACACUGAAUCUGAAGCUGAAAGACAUCGAUUCUGCAACAGAAGCAAAACACCGGCUUGAGGAAAAGCAGAGAGCAGAAGCCCGAGAGAGAAAGGAGAAUGAACAACAGUGGGAGACCAGGCUGUUCCAUGAAGAUGGAGAGUGCUGGGUCUACGAUGAGCCGCUGUUAAAGAGAAUAGCCUCUCAGCGGCACUGAGGACAUUGCUUACAUGCAUAUGCAUAAAUAAGUGCACAUACCAGAGUCUUCAUAAGAACUCUCUUGCAAAACCUCUUAUUCAAGCCUUGGAUCGAAUCUGUACCGAGCUUUUGCAUUCAGCUGUAAAACAAUGUCGACAUGAAUGAAAGCUAAAUAGGGAAAACCUCUUUGUUGGAACGUGAGAAUUGUUAAAGCCCUGAUGCUGAAGUCGAACACCUCCACUGACGUCGGCCGAUACACAGCACAGACCGCAGCGCGGCGGCACCUGUCUUCGUCAGCGCCGUAGCCACACCCUUCAUUUGAUCCACAGGGAAACGCAGAGCCGCAGUGGCUGUAAGGGGAGUGUGGAUGAUGUUCAAAUCUAAUAAAUCGUGACAAAUAAAUCAGCGCUCUUCAUCUCAGGGAUUUUGAAGACUGAGGAAAGAAAGCGGCACCCCUCAAACAGUCUGACAGCCUUAUACCAGUGGAAUGGGUUCAUCUUAACAGGGUGGGGG
Thalassophryne amazonica is the source of this 2748-nucleotide messenger RNA. RefSeq names its product oxysterol binding protein-like 9 (gene osbpl9). Gene Ontology annotation, cellular component: intracellular membrane-bounded organelle; cytosol; membrane. The record is from RefSeq and is a predicted model, not a curated record. The coding region runs from base 32 to 2254 and encodes 740 amino acids. Gene Ontology annotation, molecular function: sterol binding. Lineage: Eukaryota; Metazoa; Chordata; Actinopteri; Batrachoidiformes; Batrachoididae. The transcript has 24 exons.